This is a messenger RNA of Protopolystoma xenopodis, 354 nucleotides long. Lineage: Eukaryota; Metazoa; Platyhelminthes; Monogenea; Polystomatidea; Polystomatidae. The record is from the annotation of a GenBank genome assembly.
GACUUCGGCGAAUACUCACCAGACGAAUAUUAUACGGCCCAGACGUCUGAAGGAGAGCACAUCUCACAGUUGAUCGGCGGCUAUAUUGACAUCAUCUUAAAAAAACAAAAGGCUCGGGAUCAUCCAGGAAUCCUAGGCGAUGAGGAGUCAGCAAUGUACGAAGAGAAUGUGCGGGCUGAACGGGCCACAAUCAUUCAACACCAGCGACUUCCGAGCAGACAGCGCAUCCCACGUCGCCAGCAAAACGGCCACGACGAGAUUGCCGUCAGCCAACGUAACGGGACACUCGCAAGCGUUGCUCCAUCCGUCGCUAGGGACCAGCUCGAUCAUGUUAGGCUAUCGGAGGAUCCUGGC